Molecule: messenger RNA, 1624 nt
Organism: Manduca sexta (tobacco hornworm)
Lineage: Eukaryota; Metazoa; Arthropoda; Insecta; Lepidoptera; Sphingidae
Product: dynein regulatory complex protein 10
Exons: 10
Coding region: 158-1498 (446 amino acids)
Source: RefSeq, a predicted model, not a curated record
AACCGAUGUCAAUCAAACUCCGAAUCGAUCAAACUCGUCACAACAUAAUCAAAGAAAAUAUAAUCACUACGUUUUAAAUAUAAUCUGCGGAUACAAUACGAAAGCAACAAUAAUUUCAGACAUUACUAAACCAGUAUCACUUUCUUUACUAUAACUAAUGGACGCGCAAUCAGCUGGGACAGUCCAGUCAUCGCCGUCUCUUUACUCCGAGAGCUCCAAGACUGGCAGCAGUAGGUCUGGCGCUACUGAAGAUAAGGAGAAGGAAAUAGAUCUUACAAAAGAUAAUGCUGCAUCACCGGUGGACUUAGAAUGUCACAUUCAAGCUGAAAGAAUCACGAAGAUUCUCGAUGAAGCGUUAUAUAAAGUGAAGCUAUCUCUCUGCCUACCCUUACUAGUGCAGGAAUAUAAGACGUUAAAUUCAGUCUUGACGAUACAGCAUAUGGAUGACCUAAUCUUCAUCUUCGAACAGUAUGACAACCCGCUGUUUUCUGCCAGUCUACUGAAUAUGGCUGCCAUGGAAGAUAUUAAGGCAGGUGAUGUAUCGAUGAAGAAUCGUUUGAAUCCUGAGUUGGGACAUCUGCUUUACAUCAUGAACAGUUAUCCAGAUUUGGCACCGAAAGUGGAAACGAUGAUUGAGGAGAUGAAGGCAGGAUAUAACCUAGAGGAUGAAGGAUCAUCCCAACCUAGAUUGGAUUUUCUUCUGGCUCUAGAACAAUUUAAAGGUCUGAUGAUACGGCAAAUGGAGAUGACGGCUGCCGAAGAACUCACUGCUAAAAUUAACACGAGGAAACUAGAAAAUUCUAACAAGAAUCUGAGUGACAAAAUUCAGGAAUACAGUGAAAAGUUGAAAGAUGAGAAUGAGCGAUUCGAGCAGUCGAUGGCUCUCAAAGCAGAGAUCAUCACCAAGUUGGAGCAUGAACUUGCGAUGCUUAACUACGACGCCACGGUGAAGCUCAAGAAGAAAAUAUUAGAUUCAGAACGCCAGAUGGUGCUGGCUACGAGAGCGCAUACCGUCAAAAACGAAAUGCUUAAGGAAGAAGAAGUGGAAUGCCAGGAUGCGUACGAAAACUUGUUAAGGGUACAUUUGAUCGACGAGAAAAACCAAAGAGCUCGACGGUUCAAAGUGGAAACCCAGUUGUUAUCGUGGCUUCAGAAGUAUGAUUUGGAAAUGGGUGAAAAGCAAGUGGAACUAGACGACUACACGGAGAAGUAUGAAGAUGAGGUCACGAAAUGUGAAGAAUUAGAGCAAAAGCUAGCAGAACAAGACAAAGAGUAUAUCCCACUAAUGGCGGAGAGAGAAGAGGAAUACCACCGCGAGAUGACAGAGAAGAUGAACAAGUUCCUGAUAGAGCACGCCGCGAGGGUCAUACAGAACGCCUGGCGGGAGGUGCUCGCCAACCGCGCCGAGAAGAAACGGUUAAAGAAACUGCAAAAGAAAAUGCAAGCAGCCGCGGCGGCCGCCGCUGCGGCGGAGAAGAAACCACCCGCGAAGAAAUAAUACUUAUAAUAAAUCUCCAUUUUUGGGUUCAUGGUAAUUUUUAUGUGAUUUAUUUAUAUUUUAAAUAAACUUUUUUUAUACGUAAAGCACACUUUUGUGACUGACACCAGCGACAUAUAUUAUUUA